This is a messenger RNA of Chaetomium strumarium, 1849 nucleotides long. Its product is annotated as cytochrome P450 86A1. NCBI's taxonomy places the organism in Eukaryota, Fungi, Ascomycota, Sordariomycetes, Sordariales, Chaetomiaceae. Gene Ontology annotation, molecular function: oxidoreductase activity, acting on paired donors, with incorporation or reduction of molecular oxygen; monooxygenase activity; heme binding. The transcript is spliced from 5 exons. Bases 94 to 1635 code for a protein of 513 amino acids. The record is from RefSeq and is a predicted model, not a curated record.
GUGCAACCACCGCCUAUGUAAAUGGUCAGACCAUGGUUGUUACCUUGCAGCUUCUAGCGUGUUGCCGUGCCGCCGAAGAUACUACACAUACACAUGACCUACUCCAAGCACGGCCUAAUGAGUGUCGCCAUGCUGUUUCCACUCCUCACAUCACCAGCCCUUUUCGUCCUUGUUGGCCCAGCUCUUCUAGUGAUCUGGUUGAUCGUCCGGCAUGUCCAAGAAUAUGCCCGACUGAGACACAUUCCGGGCCCGUUUUGGGCCGGCUGGACCGACAUCUGGCUGAUCCGCGCGCAACUGAGUGGCCGAAUGAACUUUAUCCUUCAUGAUGCCAUCGGAAAGUAUGGUCCCAUUGCACGAGUCGGGCCUAAAUGGGUCGUGUGCGGCGACGGUGCAGAGCUCCGGCGGAUGUGGGCAGUCCGCUCGGCCUGGCAACGCGCCUUCUGGUACCGGGGGCUUCGAGUUGAACCAUACAGAGACAACGCCUUUUCGACGCUGGAUGACCACGUCCACGAGACGCUGAGAGCGAAGCUCAUGCCCGGGUACAGCGGGAAGGACGUCGACAACCUCCACCAACUCAUCGACGAGCAGGUCGCCGGUCUCGUGUCCCUCCUGGAGACCAAGUAUCUGUCGACCAAGGCAGACUUCAAACCCGUCGACAUGGCACGCAAAGUCCAGUAUUUUACUCUGGACGUCAUCUCGUCGCUGGCGUUCGGCAAGGCGUUCGGGUACCUCAAAGCCGACGCGGAUCUCUUCAGCUACAUCCAGACCACUGAGACGACCCUUCCCGUCCUCCUCGCCACCGCGCUCAUGCCCUGGUUCCUGCGCAUCCUACAGUCCCCGCGACUCAAGUGGCUCCUCCCCAACGCCCGGGAGAUGGUCGGCAUCGGCAGUGUCAUGGGUCUCGCCCAAGACGUCGUAGCCGAACGGUACGGCGAGAAGCCGGUGGUCAAGCGUGACAUGCUCGGCUCGUUCGUCGCGCACGGCCUGAGCAGGGAGGAAGCCGAGGGCGAGACUGUGGUCCAAAUCCUUGCUGGCAGUGAUACCAGCGCGACAGCGAUUCGAUCGACCCUGCUGUUCAUCAUGACCAACCCGCUCGUCUACACGCGCCUGCAGGCCGAGAUCGACGACGGAAUCAGGGCAGGCCGCAUCUCUUCGCCCAUCACCGACGCCGAGGCCCGCAACCUCCCCUAUCUCCAGGCCGUCAUCCGCGAGGGCCUGCGGAUGUGGCCGCCGGCGACGGCCGUGCUACCCAAAGUCUCGGACAAGGACCAGGUUGUGUGCGGCGUACACAUCCCCGCGGGAACCAAUGUUGCGUGGGCGCCCUGGAGCAUCAUGAGAAACAAAGAGACUUUCGGCGAGGACGCCGAAAUCUUCCGGCCUGAGCGCUGGCUUGAUAUCCCACCGGCCAAGUACCGGCUGAUGGACCAGACCGUCAUGAUGGAGUUUGCCUCGGGCAGUCGGUGGGAGUGCCUGGGAAAGACCGUGGCCCAGAUCGAGCUGAACAAGACCUACGUCGAGCUACUUCGCCGGUUCGACUUCACCUUGGUCGAUCCGACGAACCCGUGGAAGUCGUUCAACGCGGCUGUCUUCAUCCAGAGCGAUAUGAAUGUCAUGGUUACACGGCGGCAGCUUUGAUGGAUCUGAAAACGAAGUACAGUUUGAGAAGCACAUGGGACUUUCAUCAUCACUCAUAGUAAUCAUGGGGCGCCACUACGUCGAAGCGAGACGUUUGGUGCUACAUGCCUAAGGUACUUAAGCUACGAGGGCAGAUUCUAUUCGAGAAACUACCUUCCGUACAAGUACCUGCAAGGAGCCAAUUCCAAUCUGAGCUGUGAAGAACUUCCUUCGU